This is a messenger RNA of Ictidomys tridecemlineatus (thirteen-lined ground squirrel), 4298 nucleotides long. NCBI's taxonomy places the organism in Eukaryota, Metazoa, Chordata, Mammalia, Rodentia, Sciuridae. The record is from RefSeq and is a predicted model, not a curated record.
GAGAUGCCACAGAGGCAGGUACCUGCCUGGGUCUCCCACUCUCUGCCAGACCCGUGCCAAGCAGAAGAUGACAGGCACUUGGCCCCCUGUGCCUUAAAGGAUGGGCUGUCUCCAUGCCACCUGUUGACAGUGAGGGUCAUCCGGAUGAAAAAUGUCCGGCGGGCUGAUUUGGUGAGCCAGACAGACUGCUUUGUAAGCCUCUGGCUGCCUACCGCCUCUCAGGAAAAGCUGAGGACGAGGACCAUAUCCAACUGCCCAAACCCAGAGUGGAAUGAAACCUUCAACUUCCAGAUCCAGACCCAAGUGAAGAAUGUGCUAGAGCUGAGCGUCUGUGAUGAAGAUACAGUGACACCAGAUGAUCAUCUCUUGACAGUUCUCUAUGACCUUGCCAAGCUCUGCUUCCGCAAGAAAACCCAUGUGAAGUUCCCACUCAACCCGGAGGGCAUGGAAGAGCUGGAGGUGGAGUUCCUGUUGGCAGAGAGCCUUUCUCCACCUGAGACCCUCAUCACCAAUGGCGUGCUGGUGUCUCGACAAGUCUCCUGCCUGGAGGUUCAUGCAGAAUCUAGGAGGAGGAGGAAGAGUAAGAAAAGCCUCCUGGUGAAGGUGACGGAAUCCUUCGAGAACACCCAGCGCAUUUCGUCCUGCCAGGAGCCCACCUGCCCAAACUCUGCCUGCUUUCACUACCCCAAGUAUUUCCAGCCCCAGCUGCACGUGGAGGUGCCCAAGAGUCACUGGAAUUGUGGGCUUUGCUGCUGCUGCACACACAAGAAUGGUCCUGUCUGCCAGCCCCUUGAUUGCUUUUCUGACGGCCAGGCGGUGACCCUGCCUUUGGGCGAGAACUGUGAAUUACACAUGAAGUCCACACCUUGCCCUGACACACUGGAUGUGCGGCUGGGCUUCAGCCUGUGCCAGGAAGAGUUGGAGUUUCUGCAAAAGCGGAAGGUGGUUGUGGCCGAGGCACUGAAGCAGGUGCUGCAGCUAGAGGAGGACCUGCUGGAGGACGAGGUACCGGUGAUAGCCAUCAUGGCCACUGGGGGUGGAGCCAGAUCCAUGACCUCCAUGUAUGGCCACCUGCUGGGACUGCAGAAGUUGAACCUCCUGAACUGUGCCACUUACAUCACCGGCCUGUCUGGGGCCACCUGGACAAUGGCUACUUUGUACCGUGAUCCUGAGUGGUCCUCCAAAAACCUGGAGCCUGCUGUCUUCGAAGCCCGGAGACAUGCAGUCAAAGACAAGAUGCCUUCCCUGUUCCCAGACCAGCUCUGCAGAUUCCAGGAGGAACUCCGGCAGCGCAGCCAGGAAGGCUACAGGGUCACUUUUACAGACUUCUGGGGCCUGCUGAUUGAGGCCUGUCUUGGGGACGAGAGAAAUGAAUGCAAACUGUCAGAGCAGCGUGCUGCUUUGUGCCGGGGCCAGAAUCCCCUGCCUAUCUACCUCACCAUCAAUGUCAAGGAUGAUGUAAGCAACCAGGAUUUCAGAGAAUGGUUCGAGUUCUCCCCCUACGAGGUGGGCCUGCAGAAGUACGGGGCCUUCAUCCCCACGGAGCUCUUUGGCUCAGAGUUCUUUAUGGGGCGGCUGAUGAAGAGGAUCCCUGAGUCGCGGAUGUGCUACAUGCUAGGUUUGUGGAGCAGCAUCUUCUCCCUGAACCUGCUCGAUGCCUGGAAUCUGUCCCACACCUCGGAGGAGUUUUUCCACAGGUGGACGAGGAAGAAGGUGCAUGACAUUGAAGAUGAGCCGCUCCUGCCUGAAAUCCCCAAAUGUGAUGCUGACAUCCUGGAGACCACAGUAGCGAUUCCUGGGUCUUGGCUAUCCAAUACUUUCCGAGACAUCCUUACCCAUCGGCCCUUCGUGUCUGAGUUCCACAACUUCAUGUUUGGGCUGCAGCUACAUACUGACUACCUCCAGAACAGUCAGUUCUCCAUGUGGAAAGACACGGUGCUGGACCACUUCCCAAACCAGCUGACAGAGUUUGCAAAACACUUGUGCCUGCUAGACACCGCUUUCUUUGUCAACUCCAGCUACCCGCCUCUCCUCAGGCCAGAGAGGAAAGCCGACCUCAUCAUCCACCUCAACUACUGUGCAGGGUCCCAGACGAAGCCCCUGAAACAAACCUGCGAAUACUGCACCACGCAGAACAUCCCCUUCCCCGGCUAUGAGCUCCAGGAUGAGGACGGCAGUCUCAAGGAGUGCUACCUGCUGGAACAUCCCCAGGACCCCGAUGCCCCCAUUGUGGCUUUCUUCCCACUCAUCAAUGACACCUUCCAGAAGUACAAGGCACCGGGUGUGGAGAGGAGCCCUGAGGAGAUGGAGCUGGGCCAGGUGGAUAUUUAUGGCCCCCACUCCCCCUACGCCACCAAGGAACUGACCUAUACGGAGGCUGCCUUUGACAAACUGGUGAAACUCUCUGAGUACAACAUCCUGAAUAACAAAGACAAGCUCCUUCAGUCUCUGAGGCUGGCGGUGGAAAGGAAGAAACGUUUCAAGAACCAGUGUCCUUCCUAAGCCCCUGGCAGCCCGUCCAUCCUGUAUCUGCUUCUCCUGUCAGUGGCCCGGACUCUGUGGCCUGUGCAGGUAGCCCAGCUCUCUAGCCAGCGGUGCAGGCAGGCUUGCCUGGGCUUCCUAUAAAAAGUAACAUUUUAAAAAGGGGAGAGAAACAAAGGAACAUAACCAGGAGCCAUAUUGGGGUUUUAUACUCCUAGGAAUUUAUUUUACCACUUUCCCGCAGGGAAGGCCACAAGCUCCCACGCAUACCUCGAGUGUGAAGAGCAGAAACUGGCUGGUUUCCAAGAAAUUUCAGACUCAGAACAGGAAGUGGAAGCUGUCCAACAGUCCUACCCUCUCUAACUCCUCUUCCUCCUCCCAUGGCAGGCCUAGGGGAAUGCACAGGAAGACUGAAAAGUACUCUGGGUUUCUCUGGAAAAAUACUUUUUAAAUUUUAAGAUAAUAAUUGCAUUCUUAUUAUUUUUAUAAUCAAUAACAUUUUGUGAUUUUUUUUUUUACUUUUAUGAAUCAAGGUAUUAAUAGGAAGCCUAAAGCUAGAAGCUAGGCCAGGUGUCUCUAGAUGGAGAGCUAGAGACAUACUGGUCUCUACCACCAUAAAGCCAAAGAGGUGAUCCACGUUGGUGUAACCUGUCCAGCCACCCUGGGCUGGUGAUACACAUGAUCCACACCAGGCAAAGUAUCCACCUCCAUGAAAUGCCAAGCAAAGCCAAUUCUGCGGCUCAGGCUCACAGACAAGGAUCUGGGAUGCAAUUCAGGGAGGUCUGGGCAGGCCACAGGUAAAUCGCUCCAGGUGGGCCAUGCUGGCCAGCAUGGCUGAUGCUCACUGUUGAACUUGCCCCAGCAUCACUCAGCUCUUACCACCAUAUCACUCUGGCUUCCAGAAGAGAUUAUUUCUUUCUAAGUGUGAUUCCUCUUAUUUAUCAUGUAAACACCCCAAUCAGGACAUCCUAUCUUUUGGCGAUUGACUCAGAACCAAACUAUCAAGGAUGAGCUCAGAAAGGUGAGGAGAGAGAACUCAUCCUGAGAGAUGGCUUCUCACCAAGUUGCUGGAAAAGCCCUAGGACACAGAGAAGCUCAAUCAACAUAAUCAACAUAACCUCUGCAGGCUGGGGACUUCACUGAAGAAAGGUGCAAGCUGAGCCAUGAGGAUGCCUUCACCAGAUAGAAGGUGAAGCCAAAAGGGCAGAAGGACAUGUGGUCCAAGUGAAGCCCAGCAAGCUUGGAAGGCACCACUCUCUUUCUGGACAUCCAUGCUCCUUGAAUAGUCCUCUGGUUGUUGGGAAAGUGGUGAUAAGGUAUCCAAAAUUUAGAAAAAAAUGGGCUCCCAUUUACUUCCUCAUACUCAGUGUGAUGUGGUGUUGGUUAGAAAUGCAGACUCACAGGUCCCACCCAACCAUGAGGAAUGGAAACUGCAUUGCAAGGAGACUCAGCCCCAUCCCCACCCUGCCCAGAUGAUUCUUUGUGUGUUAAAAUUUGGAGCAUGGAUUUAUGCCACUUUCUCCCAUAACCUUGGAAAGCAUGAAUCCAUUGACUCUCUUGAGCCCCUGAUAAACAGGGCUUCUAGACCUGCAAAACUGGUCCCUACCCAGGUGAGGCUAACCUGAAAUGUUGCCCUUUCCUCCACCAGAGCAAGCAGCUAUAGGGAACAGGCUCCCCAGCAAUCAGAACAUACCAAGCUACGGACUUGGUUGUUGUAAGGUGAAGUUAGCCAUGCAUUGAAUUCAUCAGAACAUGCAAAUGAAGUUAAUAAAAUCGUUGUAUUAUUUGAACACAGAAUAAAUGGCCAUGUCGCUAAA